Molecule: messenger RNA, 1328 nt
Organism: Monopterus albus (swamp eel)
Lineage: Eukaryota; Metazoa; Chordata; Actinopteri; Synbranchiformes; Synbranchidae
Gene: slc5a8
Product: solute carrier family 5 member 8
Exons: 13
Coding region: 31-1311 (426 amino acids)
Biological process (GO): sodium ion transport; propanoate transmembrane transport
Cellular component (GO): extracellular exosome; membrane
Molecular function (GO): organic acid:sodium symporter activity
Source: RefSeq, a predicted model, not a curated record
UCGACAGCAGACUAUGUGGUGUUUGCUGUCAUGCUGGUGCUGUCUGCCAGCAUUGGGCUCUACUACACCUGGGUCAGCAGUGGCCAAAGAAGCUCAGAGGAAUUCUUAACUGGCGGACGCAAAAUGACUGCCCUGCCCAUCUCCAUGUCCCUAACUGCCAGCUUCAUCUCAUCCAUCACAUUGAUGUCUACCCCACCUGAGGUGUACCACUACGGAGCCAUUGUUGGAUUAUUUUGUGUUGCCUAUAUAUUGACAGUGGUGGUCACCUCUGAGGUCUUUCUCCCAGUCUUCUACAGACUGUCCAUCACCAGUGUGUAUGAGUACCUGGAGCUUCGUUUCAACAAAGCAACCCGUCUGAUGGGAACUGUGCUCUUCAUGGUUCAAACAAUCCUCUUCACUGGAAUCAUCAUUUAUGGCCCAGCUCUAGCUUUAAAUCAAGUUACUGAUAUGGAUCUGUGGAGUGGAAUUAUUUCAGCAGGCACUGUCUGUACUCUCUACUGCACAUUGGGUGGACUGAAGGCCGUGGUGUGGACAGAUGUGUUUCAGGUUGGAGUAAUGCUUGCAGGCUACAUGUCUGUUAUAAUCAAGUGUGUGAUCUUAAAAGGAGGGAUCCUCCCCAUCAUUUUGGAUGCACAGCAAGGAGGGAGACUUAACUUUUGGGACUUUGACAUAAACCCUCUAAGGAGAUACACUUUUUGGACCAUAGUUAUCGGCGGGGCAGUUGGUUGGAUUGCUGUCUAUGGGACCAACCAGGCCCAGGUUCAGAGAUAUGUCUCCUGCAAAACCAUCACUCAUGCCAGAGUAGCAAUGUGCAUGAGCCUAUUAGGUCUGUGUUUCUUCAUGGUGUGCUCAGUGUUUGCAGGAAUGAGCCUCUAUUCUUUCUAUAAGAACUGUGACCCAUGGACAGCUGGACUGGUCUCUGCUUCUGAUCAGCUGAUGCCAUACCUGGUGGUGGACAUCAUGACAAGCACUCCUGGCCUGCCAGGGCUAUUUUUUGCAGCAGUAUAUAGUGGCUCUCUAAGUACAAUGUCUUCCAUCGUCAAUGCACUGGCUGCAGUGACACUAGAGGACCUAAUCAAACCAUACACUAAUAUGUCUGAGAAACAGCUAUCCUGGGCCUCUAAAGGACUGAGUUUCUUAUUUGGGAUGCUAUGCAUCUCCAUGGCUGGACUGGCCUCAGUUAUGGGAGGGAUGAUGCAGACAGGUGUCACCAUCUUUGGGGUCACUGGAGGUCCUUUAUUUGGUGUGUUCACAUUGGGAAUCCUUUGUCCAUUUGCUAAUUCUAAAGUAAGUUUGUCCUCAUUUAACUAAAGCUUCUGCUUUUUCUU